UCUAAUCUGUCUUCAAUCAAACACGGCGCGUCCUCCCUGUAGAAGUUUUGGUACCACUUCUAAGUUGGCGGUUGCUAUGGCUGCGAGUUCAUACGAGGCUGGCAGAGAGGGAAGUGACGAGCGGGGCUGUUGUUGGGACACGUGACUGGAGCUGCACUGAUCUGUUUUGACAAGCAGCAGGGAGGGAAGUGAGGAGGGGAGGCAGACUGUAAGCAUCACGACCAGGAGCACUCACUGUUCCUUUCAUCUGCAUUUCGCCUGAAUAUUAUUAGUAUCGACCUAGUCGUGUAGUUUCAUUGGUCGGAUGGCCUGUCAGCGGUAAAACAGCGACUGAUACUUAGUUAACGCUCGUGGAAAACGUUGCGGUCGUUACCGAAGCGUUGCAGCAGAGAGUCGGGCUGUUUGUUUGAAAAGUUUUAAUGAAGAUCACAAAGGAAGUCGGUACAGGUGGCGUCUCUAACGUUAAGUAGAUGGCGACUGUUCGAGAGCUGUGGACGGACAGAAAGCGGAGCAUAUCCGCCUGAUAUCGUCGGUAAACAUUUCGUGAGAAGAAUGAUACGCUAAAUAUGCUCUCGUCGUAGCAGAAAAUACCGAGACCGUCCGUCAUCGGCAUCGGUGUUUGUAGCUGAGCUGUGGCUACCUGCACUACACUGGGGGUUGGGAUGUUUGCGAUGUUGUCGUCACCCGCAGACGCUUAACAACUCAGUAACGAUAAGGUUAAUUGGUUGAGUUUGCUACCUAGCUAACACUGCUGAGUUAGCAGGCGUCCGCUCAGGCAGGAGUGUUGUGAGGAGCCAGCGUUACAUGAGAGGGGACUCAGAAAUGCAUCGCGAUGUAACUAUGGUUCAGGUGGUGUAAUCUGAGACGGGCUGUAAGAGUAGCCAGCUUGCUAGUUAUAUUACUAGUAGUCAGAUUGGUUACUCGCUAGCAAGCAGAUUGACAACUCCAGUACCUGAAGCCAACUAUAACUGGCAUUCGCGAUCAGCUGUCUUUGUGUUAGUCAGUUGGACAAUACAGUGCGACUCGAUGGAAGCGUACAGUAGCAUGCUAACAAAGCAAUGCUUUGUUGUUGGAUAGGGGCCGCUGGCACCAACACAGGCUUCACAGCUGAUAUUAUUGCUUAGCUAAUACAGCAGGUCUCAGUCACAGAGGGUUUGGGGGGUGCAGACACCGUUGUGCUACUGUCAAAGGCUGUGUGUGAUAGAAAAAAAGAGAAGACUGAGAAAACCCUGAAAGAGACCCUGACGACAACCUGAUGACACUGGACAACAUGAAGCCCGAGCGAGAUGCAACGGAGGAAUUUUUCGAGUAUGAUGCGGAGGAGUUCCUGGUGUUCCUGACCUUACUUAUCACAGAGGGAAGGACACCAGAAUAUUCUGUGAAGGGCAGGACCGAGGGGCUGCACUGUCCGCCGGCCCAGUCGGCCAUGCCGCCUCUUCACAAGCACGAAUGCAGUGACAAACUGCCCCAGUGUCGGCAGGCAAGGCGAACCCGUUCGGAGGUGAUUCUGCUUUGGAGGAACAGCAUCCCCAUCAUGAUCGAGGUCAUGCUCUUGCCAGACUGUUGCUAUGGUGAUGAGUGCCCCCCGAGUGACCCCAUCAGUGACCCGGUCAUUAAACAAGAUGCUUUGUUGCUGGAGAGAUGGACCCUGCAGCCAGUUCCAAGACAAAGCGGUGAUCGUUUCAUUGAGGAGAAGACCCUGCUGUUGGCUGUUCGCUCCUACGUCUUCUUUUCCCAGCUCAGCGCCUGGCUCAGUGCCUCCCAUGGCAUUGUCCCCAGAAACAUCCUGUACAGGAUCAGUGCUGCUGAUGAAGAGUUGGUGUGGCAAUUCUCCCAGCCGCCUUCAGAGCACAUUUUCCCUGUCCCCAAUGUAUCCCAGAGUGUUGCACUGCAGGUUCGUGUCCAGUCACUCCCCCGACAACCUACCUACCCUACCCUAGCCUGCAGCAUCCAUACUGGCCUGCCUCCGCUUUACAGCAAGACCCCUAGCCUAAACCCAAACUUCAACAGCCAUGGUGGCCUGCCCACCCUCAAAAAGAGCCAGGACCCCAGCAAAGACAACCUCCUUCACAACUCUAACAUAUACAGCAAGAGUUCCAACUCCAUGUCUGGCCUUCUCCUCAAUGGAUUACCCAUUCCUAAUCUUCCCAUCAACAACAUCCCCAUUAAUAGCCUCCCUCACACUGCUGUGCCACCUUCCUACAGCAAGAAGAGCCAGGAGCCUGGUGAAAACCAUGCGUAUCAGAACGGAGAGCUUCCGCAGGUCAACAUCCCCCAACGUCAGGGUUCACCACUGUUCCAUAAAUCCUCCCACUCCCCCACACCCUCCCGCUCCACCUCUCCACUUCCCACAAGUAAAGCAGGGAAGUGGUUGUACUCAGCCCUUAAUGGUUCAUCUGACCCCGCAGUAGAGGACUAUGGGUCUGGCACCAACAGCAGUGAUAAGUCAAAGGGACCCAUCCCUGAGCCACUGAGAGCUUUUAAGAAUUUUUCCUUGGCUGAGCCACCCCGCUGCCCCUCCCCGAGGCCUACUGCAAGUGAAACAAACCCCCUGAUUGGCUCCCUGCUGCAGGAGAGACAGGAAGUUAUCGCCCGCAUCGCACAGAGGCUCAACUUCUGCGACCCCACAGCACCGCCAAUUCCUCCUGGCCUUUUUGCUUCUGACAACCCUCCCAAAGCCAUGUGGGGCAGUAACCAUGACGACAUAACUGCCAGUAAGACCAAAGAGCCCGAGAUACCGCCCUAUGAGUCUGUGGGACGUGUGUGGCCCAGCCCCUUCAACACACCCGUGACUGACACUUCUUUCAGCAAACGGGAGAGCUCCUCCCCUAAACCUGCGGCCUGCAGGAAGCUGAGAAUGACUGAGACGAAAGACAGAGAGGAGGAGAAGAAUGGAGAGAGGGUGAGAGACCGAGAGAAAGAGAGAGACAGGGAGAGGGAGAGAGACAGCUCCCUAAUUGCCCAGGCAGUACAAGACAUCACUAGACUCAUCCAGGAGAGACUGUCUGUCCCCUCUCUGUCGCCCAGGCACAGCAGAAGCAGCAGCCCUCUGCACCACACGCACACAACAACAGUCACACACACGGUCCGCACAUACUCGCACACCACACACAUCCCACAAGCCUCACACACUGCCACCAACGGCUAUACCAACGGCCACAUACCCAGCCACGAACCUCACAGAGGCAGUACGCACACCGCUGCCACACAUGCGCCCGUUUGCACAGACAAGCCCCGAGCUGAUCUGGGGACCGAAUGCCAUUCUCCCAGGGCCCAAAAUGGUGCUCAUUUUACACUUGAAGAACCCUCAUUCAGAGGCCAGUCCCACACCCUGGCUGGUCAGCGUUUACGAACUCCCCCACAGGAAAAGCUCAGAGUCAGGACAGCCAGCAGCCAUGAAAUCCCCUCUGCCUCCCCCGUCCUCGAAAACAGCCCAAGGAAUGCCCAGAUUUUUAGUUGGACUUGCAAUGAUGCCAGCCCAGCCAUGAACUGUAACAUAAGCCACAACCACAGCAAGCCUCAGCCUCAGCCUCAGCCUCAGUCCCAGAUGCAGAUGCAGAGCUGCGGACAAGCCCAGGCCUCUGCCCUUCAGGAUGAGAACCAGGCACCCUCGGAGUCUAGAUGCUCCAGCACCUCCAGUCCCGACAUGACUCCCCCUCCUUCUGUACUGCGUGCUCACAGCCCCUCCCCUCUGCGCCCCUGCAACAGCUGGAAGAAACAGAAUCGCCACUCAUUAGACGCCACAGCAACCAAGGCCUUCCAUCCCUGCACUGGCCUGCCACUGCUCUCCAGCCCUGUUCCUCAGAGGAAAACUCAAACAGGCUACUUUGACCUGAACACCUCUCUGGCUGGCUGUAAGGGUUUGCCUUGGGCCUCUGGGAAAAGGGUGUGUCCAAAGAGAGAGGGGUACACAGAUGAGUCACAGCAGCUGUUCAGCGCCAGUGCUCCACCUGCCAGUCUCAGUCUGCUGGGAAAUUUUGAGGAGUGUGUGCUGAACUACCGCCUGGAGCCUUUAGGGACAGUGGAGGGUUUCACAGCAGAGGUUGGAGCCAGCGGGUCCUUCUGCCCCAGUCACCUGACCUUACCUGUGGAUGUGUCAUUCUACAGUGUCUCUGAUGACAACGCUCCCUCACCAUAUAUGGGUGUGAUAAACCUGGAGUCCCUGGGAAAAAGGGGCUACCGUGUACCUCCAUCAGGAACCAUUCAAGUGACCUUAUUCAACCCUAACAAGACAGUGGUAAAGAUGUUUGUUGUGAUGUACGACCUACGAGCCAUGCCAGCUGGACACCAGACCUUCCUACGCCAGAGGACCUUCUCCGUUCCCGUCCGCCGUGACACAAGCAAUCAGACCAGCAGGAAGCCCCUGACCUUGGGCCAGGGACGCACCUUGCGCUACCUCGUGCAUCUGAGGUUCCAGAGCUCUAAGUCUGGGAAGAUCUACCUCCAUAGGGACAUCCGUCUGCUGUUUUCCAGGAAGUCCAUGGAGGUGGACAGCGGUGCUGCCUAUGAGCUCCAGUCCUUCACAGAAUCUCCCAUUGACCCACCGUUCUCUCCCCGUUGCUGAGGCCUGACUCCUUCCCUCCCUCCCCCACCGGGCAGGCCACUACUGAAGCUUCAAUCACACCUCGAUGCCAGCGAUGGAUUCUUGCUCAGCCCAUUAGGCUGUGGCUAGUAUUGGAAAAGAGAAGAGGUUUAAGGACGGCAGCCAACAAGACUAACCUGGCCUGUGCCCAAAAUCUUAAAUUUCAUCCCUUUUGUCACCCGGAACUGACAAAGGGAGGCUAGGAGCCUGGGAGACUGGUCAGAAAUGAAACCUUGUUCCCUGUUAAGUGCACGAUUUUGGAUCAGAGAGGGGUCAAAGGUUAUGGGGUAUGCUUCAGAUCCUGUUCUCCUGGUUAAGAAGGCCUUGUCAGAUUUGAUAGGUAGUGAUUUUUCCUGCUGUUGUGUGCAUCCCCUCCAGCGUCUGGCAGGAGAGAAGAGACCAGUGAUUGUCUGCAGAAGCAGUUAGACUGUUAAAUUAUCUCAACAAGUUUACUCCUGUUUACUCAAAUCAAAAUGUUAAUUGGACUUUUACUUGACAUAAUAAAUAAGUGUUAAAAUUUCAAUUAGUUUUUUUUUCAUAAAUGCGAUACAAGGCCCUUUUAAUGGUAAAAGAAUUUGUAUUAAAUCCUUGAAUAUUAGAUUGAUUGAACUGAUGGUGAACUCAGCUUUGACCCUGUGAUUCCUGAGCCCGGAGCAGAGGGUGUGCAUAUGGAAGAGGGUGAACUGGGGUGGCAGACUGUCCUGCAACGUCGUCCCCUUGUCCAAAAGAAAAACACAUAGCAUGGACCACUAACGAAGUCGAACAAGCAAUCAAGCUCGAUUCAACUGAAAGCAUCACAGCAGAACAUCAGAAGUGCACUGUGGAUUUUUUUUCUCAUUAUAACUGGAAAUGAAACAGAAAAUAGUAAUAUUCUAAUACUUUUGUACUGUUACAGAACCACUUUAUUGGAAGUGUCGCAAUAGAAAAAGUAACCUUAGUUUAGUGUUUACACAUUCACUUUCAGUUUACUUAUCAUCAGUUUAUUUAAUAUUUAAAUUAAUAUUUCAGUUACUACUUGUGACGUCCGUCAUGCUAAGAUGAUGUAGUGCAAACUGUAUAUCAUAGUAUGUAUUUUUGACAUUAAUAUUCAAAUCUGAAAAAAUAUAUCUAUAUAUCUUCUAAAGCAAA
This is a messenger RNA of Seriola aureovittata, 5710 nucleotides long. It is a transcript of the gene atosa, whose product is annotated as atos homolog A. The transcript has 12 exons. NCBI's taxonomy places the organism in Eukaryota, Metazoa, Chordata, Actinopteri, Carangiformes, Carangidae. The coding region runs from base 1256 to 4564 and encodes 1102 amino acids. The record is from RefSeq and is a predicted model, not a curated record.